AUGUAUGGCCAGAGCUCAAGAGGAACGGAUCCCCCAUGCAGCGAAACAAGUACCCAGUCAUUGUCACGCUCCAGCGAUCAAGUAGACCAUUUCCUAUAUUCACCCAUCGAGACCCUCCUCGAGUCGAUAGUAGAAGAAAUAUCUGUCCACGACGUGAUAGAGGCGUAUAACCUCUUCUCAAAUAGAACCCAAGCCAACAUUCAGCUCAUGACCCAUGACCUUGCGCUACCCAUCCUCCAACGACAUUCAUCUGCCAUUGCUAAUGCGCUUCAUCGAGAUAUCCAAUCCCUGUUCAAUCCACCCUCUUCGCUCGCAGAAGAAGACACGUACGAUGCGUCGGAGAAUGUACUACUAUGUCACGAGGCACUCCGUCUACUCUCCAAUAUUUUUACUUUUCCUGCGCUCUUUCGGUGCUUUAAUAACUCUACAUUAAGUCCUCUGUUAAGUCUCGUUAUCAGCACCUCGGGACUAGGUCCAUCCAAGGCUCCUCCACUUUGCCAGCCCAAGACGAUUUUGCUAGUUGUCUGGUUGCUUAAGAUGCAACGCUUACCUGUAGAGGUAUUAGUCUCUAAUCGCGAAGCAGUAACCUCGGUGUUGCGAAGAUGCAUACAAGGUGAUGCUGGCAAGAAUCAGGUACUCGUUAACGGACUACAGGCUGCUGCCAACGUUAUCCAACAUCACCCGAAUCAAUUUCUCGAGCCACUCUCGGUUAUCAUCUCACCCUUGCUCAACAAUCUGUUCUCCGAAGUCCCCGAAAUCCGUACAUAUUCCACCAACGUGUUAGGUGCCUUUGCUAUGGCAAGACUACAGAGUGACGAAAUGACCGUAACCUUGCGUCGCAUUGCUGAUCAAGUCACCAACAUGGUAGAGUCCUCUCGACAACGGCUCGCCAAACUACUGACGGACGCCAUGUCAAUCACUGGUCCGACACAACCAGGAUUUGGGCCAGUUCCAGCUUUGUGUCUCACCGCAGCCCUUAUGAUCCUAUGUGACGCAGGCCUUCUUACCCACCCUCGCGUUCUCAUGACUCUGAUAGUUCCUCUUGAGAAGUCACUCGCACACAAGAGUUCUAGCGUCCGUUUACUCCACCCACACGUCUGGAACUGCUUAGUGUGGUCGUUUGGUCGGCUCAAUGCCGCAAAUACUAUAGGCACAAGCAAACUUCUCGGCAAGGCUUUCGACUUUAUUAAACAGGAAUUACGACAAGGCAUUGGGACGGCCAUCAUCUCGCUCUUUUUACCUUCCGUUACACAGGAAGCCAGCGACGAUGCUAUUGCAAGGGUGCUUCAAGUUCUGCAAGAUAUGGGCAAACACAAGAGCCUUUCGGUCAAACGCAAGCAAGCAGAGCUACUAAGCAGACUACUAGCGGGAUCGGUGGACCCUGAGAGCGUGCAAGGCAAUGUUGUUGAUUCCUGGCCAAAUGCAUGUUUUCUACGAAGGUCACUUUUCGAUGGCACACUCCUCCGUGCUGGAGCAGAGAAUGUCUCCGCCGCCAUCCGCUUGUUGGCGCCGCCAGAUAUUGCCUCGAUACGGUCGCUUACCGAUCAAGAAGUAGAGUCCAACUGGCAUCCGCUCCGAAACUUAUGGAGCGACGGAGUGCGCAACAUGUUGGCAGAGUCUGAUUUCGACUACUCCGGACUUCUCAGCGCAUGGCAGACGCUGCUCCUAGCUCAAGCUGAAUUCACGCAGGAGCAUUGCCACUUCACCACGGACCUCCCCCUGCAGGCAGAUAUAAUCCAAACAGUAGUAGAUCUUGUGAUCGACUCUACCUCCUCGACGAAGCCCGAUACGCACUUGACCUUCGUCAAACAACUCAUCGGCGUAAUCAAGAACGUCUAUGCAAUGACGUACGCCAAGCGGAUUGGGGAGUCCGUCCUCUGCGAGCUGCUGAGACACUCCUUCGACCUCACGAGCCCCGAAAUCCGACAAGCUUGGAGUGAUUUGUGCCACGACCUAUUGUCCUUGGGCGUUGAUCGCGUCCUCGAGAUUAUUGGGAUGAUGGUUAAUGAGGUGGAAAUGCAACGGUCUCUCUGGAUCAUGAUCGUGCGGAUAUGGCAGAACGCCGACGCCGACGCUUCCUGGCAAAACAUCGUCCAAGCCUUGGCAAUGCCCUUCGGAGUUUGGAAAUUGUCACCUUCCGAAACAGAAGGAUGGGAAGCUGCUCUCGCUAGCGCGGUACUGAAUGCAAUAUCCAAAGGCGACCAAAGAGCCUCUGUCGUUCAGUCAUUUAUGCAACUUGUUGGAGAGGAAAAUAUCCCGAUUCUCUUGGAGAAUCCGUCAAUUGUCUUGGCACUGCUGUCGGAGGCGGUCCAACAGGUACCGUAUCCUGCUUGCUGUUCGCGGCUCCUGAAUGAAUCUCUGUGUCAUUUCUACACUCAACGAACACAACCCAUGGAUUCCUCCUUAACUCUACUAGGCCUUGUGCGCAAAGCUUUCCUCGGAACCCCCACAUCUGCAAUCUCGCCGCUUUUAAAGGACACGGAGCAAGGACUACGCCUAUGGCUCAUCGAUGAGCAUUUGCUCCUGUCCGACGACCAAUACAAUCAGCAUAUCAUCCCAAUAUACUGCUUAGCGUUGGAGUCAUUACAACGCCUACCACCAACCGCGGGUACUAUCACUGACUUUGGCGAUUUCCUCACCUCCGCCUUCGUUCGAGUCCCUUCUCCCGCACUGGGCCCAAAGGCCUUUCGAGCGUAUUGGCAAGCAACAUUUCACGGAAGACACGAGUUCGUCGCGGUAUAUCCAGAUUCACUGAAGCAGUGUCUGAAGGCUUUCGACGAAGCCGCUGGAGGAGAUCUUGGUAUGGGCCUUUCUUUGGAGACAGCGUCGGAUGUGACGCCUACUCCCCGCUCAGUCGUUUCGUCAUCCCAGUCUCCGUUUGGAAGAGGAGUUGAAAUGCUCUAUGAUGUUCAUCGUUUCUCUCAGCCGCGAUUUACCAAUACCGCCGUCACCCCCAACAAGCUAGAACCGAAGAUGCUAUUGUCUCCAGGAUCCGACCAAAUAUUCAUGGAGCCUCCUAACCGGUCGUUAACAUCGCACUCAUAUAGGACCCCACAAGCCGUGCCUGAUCUGAGGCAAUUUGAGGACACAGAACGGUCUGGUCGCCAAGGCUCACUGCUCAGCGUAACUGCCGGAAAUCCCCUCAAAGCAAGCGCGAGUGGGACGUGGCUGCGGACCAAACGCAAUCGCGGAAAACGAAGAAAAGCCGACGAAGGUUUCUUCUCAUCUCCGGAAACACCUCGCGGUUCGCCUCAAUUCACCAGUUCCCGCGCGCAAGACCCUCCUUACGAAGAAGAGGAGGAUUAUGAUAGCUGGGAGAUUGGAAUAUCGGGCCCUAGUGAAUUAGAGCAUGCCUCUUCACCAGAGCCUACGUCAGCAACAGGGACUGAGCCUGUAGCCGGGGAGGUGGGAGAGGAAUUGUUGGAUUCUUCGCUGCGUUCGCGCCGCCGUGACCGUUCUCAGACAGAGCCACAGGAAAUGCCUAGCCCCGAUCCACCUCGUCGAAUUCCCUUGAAACGGAAUCAGACUACCUCAGCUCGACUUGAAGCCUUACAAAGGGCCCACGUUCUCGUCCACGACGAUGCAUCACAGGUUCCUGUAGAGGAUCUCGAGCAUGCCGCUAUGCUAGUACAGCAGAUCGGGAAUGCAUUGAAUGAGCAGAUGAAUAGGAGGGUCAAGAAGAGGUGA
Pleurotus ostreatus (oyster mushroom) is the source of this 3687-nucleotide messenger RNA. RefSeq lists its product as uncharacterized. Bases 1 to 3687 code for a protein of 1228 amino acids. The record is from RefSeq and is a predicted model, not a curated record. The transcript has 9 exons. Lineage: Eukaryota; Fungi; Basidiomycota; Agaricomycetes; Agaricales; Pleurotaceae.